AUGACUUGGUCACUUCUAACGCCUACUCCCAAACCACACGUUGUGGCAACUUUCAAAGCCAAACCCAUCGCCUCCACCACAACUCCCCACAUCACCAUCAACGCGGACAUGUACCCAGACAUCAUGGACGAGAUCCUCGAGCGUGCGGACCACAAUGCCCUCCUCCACCUCCGGUCCACCUCACACACCAUGCAGGAGCGCGUUGACACGGCAUACGCUCAGCACAUUGUUAUCAGUCCCAGCCCCGCCGGAUACAUCAUCACCAGCCCGCGCGCCAUCGUCUCCAGCAGCCCUACCUCUACCUCGCCCACACUUACCGGCACAAGUGAAGGCCGCGUGCCGAGCUUCCGCCCGCGCGAUCCAGACGGGUGGGACUACGACCACGCCCCAGACUCUCAUCUCUUCGAGCACACCAAGUGCGUCGAUUUCAUGGGCCGUAUUUGCGUCCCGCCCGGUGCGCCCCUCGCUUCUGCACUCGCACACGUCCCCAUUGUUCGACUCCGGCCCGGCCGCACCACCAGUGCGGCUGGCUCGGGCGACUUGCCGGUCGCCAUUGGCGUGAGGCCCGACACGCAGGUGACCUUUGCGGCGUUUGGCAACGAGCCAGGCUGCGACCCCGGUGCGCAAGUUGGACUCAUCGCGUGUGACCGGCGGCUCGUGGUCAUCCUGAUCUGCGACGCUAGCCCAGGCCACGCACCUUACGGCCAGCUCGAGUGGUUCCCGCAUCACGUCAGCCUCGAGGAGGUGGUGGUCAUCUUUACUGUUAUCGGUGGCGCGCCGCGGCCGCCGGUGACUAACGUGGCCGGCGGGGCAACGACUGGUUCCAGUUCCACUUCCAACGCGACUGAGGAUUCCAGCGCCGCGGCGUCGCUUCCCGCAAACGACAUUCCACCCUCAUCUUCAGACGGGCCCGCGGCCGUAGAUGCGCCCGCGGCAGACGUCGCGAAUGUGACUCCGGCGACUCUCACACCACCUCCCACGCCGCCUUCGCCUUCGCCCUCUGUGACCCGGCGUGAACCCCUCGGCAUCCUCCAGAACCUCGUCAGCAUGAUCGCCGUGCAUGGCCAGCGUGUCAAACACACCAUCGUGGGCCUCAAGGCUCUCGAUCCCUCGUGGGUCGGCGUCGAGGACCAGACCGACCCAGACGCGCCCACCGCCACCAGGCCCGCCACGCUCGCCGACGUCCAUGCCGCGAUCCGCUCUGGCAUCGCGUCGUUUGACGUCCGUAACGUCCUCGAUGCCACCAAGCACAAGCAGCAAGUUCUCGCCAACCUCACCCUCCUGUCGCGGGAGGAGUAUGCCCACAUGGUUGGCCAGGAGCAGUUUGAGCUUGAGACGGAGGAACAGGACGGCGGUGAGUAG
Molecule: messenger RNA, 1362 nt
Organism: Apiotrichum porosum
Lineage: Eukaryota; Fungi; Basidiomycota; Tremellomycetes; Trichosporonales; Trichosporonaceae
Exons: 1
Coding region: 1-1362 (453 amino acids)
Source: RefSeq, a predicted model, not a curated record